CUCAAGAACCGUCGUGCUAGGACGGACAGAUGUACGACCUUGAGACGCCGGGCAAACAAGAGAACAGCUCGCCGGGCUGCGGAUACACUGACGCGUCGUGCACGACUGGUGGCGCCACCUCUCUGUGUGGCGAGAACGGGGAAUGUGUCGGUAGCAUGGUGUAUGGUCAGGGAGUGUGCGCGUGCUUCCCCGGCUGGCAGGGCCUGACCUGCGACCAAGCGAUUGCGGAGAGGUACUGGGACGACGACAGCUACGUGCGCUACAGCCUGAAGCAGAGCGUGCCGCUGAAGCCGCAGUGGACAGACGUGCUGUUCCGAUUCCGCACUGUCGUCAGCGACGGCAUGCUAUUCUACGCGGAGGGAACCGACGUCUACCUAGACGAGUUCGUCAUCGUGCAGAUCACCAACGGCGCUCUGCAACUGGCGGCGAGCCUCGGCAGCGGUCCCCGCAUGGUGGCGCUACCGUCGUUUGUGCCGGACGACGGCGCAUGGCACACG
This is a messenger RNA of Priapulus caudatus, 497 nucleotides long. RefSeq names its product putative neural-cadherin 2. NCBI's taxonomy places the organism in Eukaryota, Metazoa, Priapulida, Priapulimorpha, Priapulimorphida, Priapulidae. The transcript is spliced from 4 exons. The record is from RefSeq and is a predicted model, not a curated record. The annotation marks the transcript as partial.